Corapipo altera (White-ruffed manakin) is the source of this 6597-nucleotide messenger RNA. RefSeq names its product erythrocyte membrane protein band 4.1 like 4A (gene EPB41L4A). Gene Ontology annotation, cellular component: cytoskeleton. Bases 177 to 2249 code for a protein of 690 amino acids. NCBI's taxonomy places the organism in Eukaryota, Metazoa, Chordata, Aves, Passeriformes, Pipridae. The record is from RefSeq and is a predicted model, not a curated record. The transcript has 23 exons.
CCCCUGUCCAGCCUGUUCGGCGGGAUGGCGGCGGGGCCGGGUUCUGCGCCCUAAGGAGCCGCCGGGUUCAAUCGGCGGAGCCGAGAGCGGCCCAGACCCGGCUCAGCCCCGCUCCGUCGCCGCUCCAGGGUUCUCCUCGCCUCCCCGCCCCAUCCCCCCCGGCCACCGCAGCAGGCAUGGGCUGUUUCUGCGCGGUCCCGGAGGAAUUUUACUGCGAAGUUUUGCUCCUGGACGAGUCCAAGCUGACCCUGACCACGCAGCAGCAGGGCAUCAAGAAGUCAACGAAAGGGUCGGUUGUCCUGGGCUACGUAUUUCGUCACUUAAACCUGGUGGAAAUAGAUUACUUUGGACUACGCUACUGUGAUCGAAGUCAUCAAACGUACUGGCUGGAUCCUGCAAAGACGCUUGCUGAACAUAAAGAAUUGAUAAACACUGGACCACCAUACACUCUGUAUUUUGGCAUUAAAUUUUAUGCAGAGGAUCCGUGUAAACUUAAAGAAGAAAUAACAAGGUAUCAGUUUUUCUUGCAGGUAAAGCAAGAUGUUUUACAGGGCCGUUUACCUUGUCCAAUCAACACUGCAGCACAGCUGGGAGCAUAUAUAAUUCAGUCUGAGCUGGGGGACUAUGACCCGUACAAGCACACCGCAGGCUAUGUCUCAGAGUACCGCUUUGUCCCAGACCAGAAGGAAGAGCUGGAGGAUGCCAUAGAACAAAUACACAAAACUCUGAUGGGUCAAGUUCCUGCUGAGGCAGAAGUAAACUACUUAGGCGUGGCCAAAUCCCUGGAAAUGUAUGGAGUUGAUCUCCAUCCUGUUUAUGGUGAAAACAAAUCUGAAUACUUUUUAGGAUUAACACCCAUAGGAGUUGUUGUCUACAAGAAUAAAAAACAAGUAGGAAAAUAUUUCUGGCCUAGAAUUACAAAAGUUCACUUCAAGGAAACACAGUUUGAACUUAGAGUCCUGGGAAAAGAUUGCAAUGAAACUUCCUUCUUUUUUGAAGCACGUAACAAGGUCACCUGCAAACAUCUCUGGAAAUGCUGUGUAGAGCAUCAUACAUUUUUCAGAGUACCAGAGAAUGAAUCAAACUCUCUGUCAAGAAAAGUCGGCAAGUUUGGAUCCAUAGGUUAUAAACAUCGGUACAGGUGUUUUCCCAUUACUUUUUUUGUGUUUUUAAGUGGCAAAACGUCUUUGCGAAUGACCAGAGACCCCUCAGUGCAGCUCCCGCGGCCUGACCAGAGCAUUGAAAGAAGUCGCAGCAAGACUUACCCCAAAAGAACACAACAAACAGGUUCUAAAAACAUGAGCCAGAUUACAACAAAUGGGGAAAAUGAAGGAGCCACCAAAAUUAUUGCACCUUCUCCUGUGAAAAGCUUUAAAAAGAUGAAAAAUGAAAACAGUCCAGAAACCCAAAGAAGUAAAUCAAGUGCUCCAUGGGAGGAAAAUGGUCCACAGAGUGGACUCUAUAAUUCCCCCAAUGACCGCAACAAAUCACCAAAGUUUCCUUACUCACACCGAAGGAACCCAUCAGGUGGCAGCGAGAAUGAGUCUGGGCAACCAGUGCGGAGGAGGAAAAAUCAAAACAGUGAAGAUUCAGACUUAAAGCAAAGGAGACGAUCUCGAUCUCGCUGUAACACCAGCAGUGGCAGCGAAUCAGAAAAUUCCAACAGGGAACAUCGGAAGAAGAGAAACAGAUUACGGCAAGAGAAUGAUAUGGUUGACUCAGCUCCUCAGUGGGAGGCUGUGCUGCGGCGACAGAAGGGGAAAACCCAGGCAGAUCCAAACUACCGACGAUCUAGGCACAGAUCUCGAUCGAGAAGCCCAGAUGUACAAGCUAAAGAAGAACUGUGGAAACAUAUUCAGAAGGAGCUUGUGGAUCCAUCUGGCCUAUCUGAAGAGCAGUUGAAAGAAAUUCCAUACACUAAAGUAGAGACUCAAGGCGACCCGAUCCGCAUUAGGCAUUCACAUUCCCCUCGAAGCUACCGUCAGUAUCGGCGGUCCCAGUGCUCUGAUGGUGAAAGAUCUGUCCUGUCUGAAGUGAAUGUUAAAACUGAUCUGAUCCCUCCACUGCCUGUUACACGAUCUUCAGAUGUGAAAGGUCCCAGCAUCCAGUUGACUCAACAGAGACUGAACGGAUCUAAAGACAGUCUAAUGGAAGAAACAUCUCAACCAUCCCCUAAUAAUGUUGAUGGAAAGCCCACCACCAAGAUCAUAAAAACUGUACAGGUGUCACGCUUCAAGGUGGAGACUUGACUGGUGAAUUGAAGAUGGUGCAUGGAUUUUAGUGUUUGAAGCUGAGAAUUUGUUUAUAUGUGCAAGGGAAGGAACUGACAUCGACAUGGUAGUAAUUUCUUCAGGACACCUGGAAGUGAAGCCUUCUUACUGGGAAGACCAAGCAAUGCUUUUAUCACUGACUGGAUAUCACAUUCUAGUGAUGUGACUGAUUGAGGAGAAGCUGCCUGGUAGACAACCAAAAAGAAAAGUCCUAGUAAAACUGAAUGAUCAGCAGUUACAUUUCCAAAAAAUGAAAAAAAAAAAAAGAAAAGAAAAAGAAAAAAAAAUUGCUGCAACAAAACAGGCUUCAUGGUCUGCUCUGUAAGUGAAUAGCCUUGUUCCAAAAAGUGACUGUUAAUUGACAUGAUCAGGACCAGAUUCUUCAAGAUAAGUAAAACAGUCAUAUUUUUGGUCGAUUGUGCAAUACAGUGUGAUAUGGGGAGAAUUAUCUUCAUGAUUUCAUAUGGGGAUCAACUUAUGUCCUGAGACAUAAGUACUGAUAGCUCUUACAAGGUUUGUUUUAGCCUAGCACAAUAACAGAUGUCAUAUUUUUAUUACAGAUUUUGAAUCAAAAAUAACAGACUCAGUAACACUCUGCAGCAGUGAGUUCCAUAGAUGAUACAGAUUUACUUUCCCUUGGCAGUUUUAAGUGUUCUAAAUUUUGAAUGUCCUUUUAUGUAGAGGGACUAUUUAAUUGAACAUUCCAUAGUGUAGAAAUACAUUUACCAACUUAUAGUAAAGCACACUGGAAACAAACUGGAGAAUAUGUACUGACCCACUGUAUCAAGAACUGCUUAGCAAGGCACUUAAGUGCUGGUUAAAUGAAACUUGUGGAGUAGUAUUUAAGACAACUAGGAAAUAGCCUUUUUAAAUUUUAGUUUUUAACUAGAUUAGCAAAAUCUGCCUUAAUCUCCUAUCAUAUAAAAUAAUCUGUCACUUUUCUCUGAGCCAUUUCUACUACGUUAAAAUGACAAAGGCAGUAUUUCAGGUAUGAUAACUACAAUUGUUUUUUUCUAUUGUCAUGGUAGGAAUACUAAAUUUCAGUGAUGCUGCACAUUGAGUGGGUUAUCUGCCAGUAUGUAUCUGAAGUGAUGCCUGGCUCUUCUCUUGUCCUAUCACUCUGUACAAAUAUCUGAAAGUCAUUCCUCUGCCUCCCAUUUGUCCACAGUCAGCACAUGUAUGAGCCUUCUGGUGCUGCGAACUUCUAAGCAGCUUAGCAAAGUCUUUGUUUUUUUGUAAUUUUUGCUAAGUGUAAUCCUCAAACUAAAUACUGAAUUUGUCAAACAGCAUUGUAAAUGACUUUAGUAGCUCGUGCCUUUCUACAUCUAUCCUCCUUACACUCAACUCCCAUGACCUACAGUGAUUUACAGUGAUCUUGUAGCCUGAGCAACAUUGUACCAGGGAACUGCAGCCCUUUCAGGAAAGCAAUACUGUUUGAGAACUGGAGUAAGCAUAAGGGAUUACCAAUACACAUUUGAACUAGCAAAACUAAUAAGUGAAGCCUUGUAUGAUGUGUUUUAUUUUCCACUUCAUUUUUUGAUCCUUUUUUGUUUCAUGAUCUGAGGUGGCCAGGUGGAUGUUGCUAGCCAUGGCAGUAGCCGUACAGUUCUUGUAUUCCUAUCACAGUAUAGAUUGGUCCGCAGGUUGGGAAAUGCUGCAGUCUGCCAGGGAAGACGGAUUUGCUCAAUAAAUACUGUUCUUUGAUCACUUACUUUGGACAGUUCUGCUUCUUCAGCCUCAGUGAACAAAUCUAAGGGAAGGAAAGAGUGAAAAGUCCUCUGUGGUAAAAAUUCUGUUAUCAUGGAGGUUCUUCAGAAUUUUCCGAAUUUACUACAGAUUUAAUCCUAGAACAUCAUUGGGCUUGCCUUAAUGUAUUCGCUCAUUUUUUUUUAAGUCUGUAAAAUGGUUUUAUUGUCAUUGCUCCAACUUAAAGUGAUCCUUUAGGAUCUAUUUAUGAUCUUGUGUAGUAUUCUCACAAACAACAGUUAAAAAAAGCACAAACAAAACAAAAAGAAAAAACCCCACCCCAACCCCCCCAAAAAACCACCAAAAAAACCCCCACAAGCCCAUCGCUUAAUCAAGAGCAUCACAAUCUUUCGGAAGACCACUGAAAUAUGGCAUGGUUACAAUGUCUGCAAUGAAAGUCACUCCUUGUUUCUUCCAGAAAGUGUUCCAAGCUGCAGCAUUAUACACUUGCUUGUAGUUUGCUGCUUUCUAAAUCAUUACUGUUAGUUUGCAAUCCCUACUCAGGCACAGGCAAGUAGCACAUAUGUAUUUCAGCAGCUAUGUGUUGUUACUAUUUGAGAAUUAUCUGUACAUGGUGUCCAUAUCUUGUCAAUCUUCAAAUAUUGAUGAAGAAGAAAAUUACUUCUAAAGUUUAUAUCCAAUCUCAUGUUUUCCUGUAUGUUGUCAUCUGCCUGUGGGCUUUUGUGUGUUAUUGCUGGAUACCAUCAGCCAAGUGUGUGGCAUUUUACUUACUCCACUACGUCAUAAAAUAGGCUUCUGUCUAGUGUAAUAGUGAAAAGUUUCAAUUCUCAAGUCGAGAAUUGUUUUGUAAUCAAGCCAACUUCUUUGCAUUUAAAUGAGAAAUUUACAGAGCAAGCUGUCUUCUCUUCAAUGAGACUAUGUAGGAAGCAGGUUUUAGCAAGUCUAAUGUCAGUCUAGGGCACUACAAUACAGUUUUGUAUCCACAAAGGAAAGAUUAAGCAUAUAAUGCCUGUAUUACACAUUGUCUGUGCCAAAACAAGGCAAAACUUGGGACAUCAUUGUCAGCUAAUAGAACAGAAAAGGGAAUUUCUUCCAUAUGUGUGAGCCUCCUUUCCCUUUAAGCUUCUUCUCCUGUCAUUUGAGGAAAGGCACCCUUUUUAUGAUUUUUUUAUUGUUGUGAGACACCUACAAGUGAUCAAUCACUGAAAGCAUUUAUUGUGUCACAGCUGUGCUUUGUAGAUCUAAACCAGCGCUACUCCAGCGACUGACCUCUUACAGCUCUGAGCUACACCUUACCUUUCCACUGUUGCUACCCUUCCCCAGCACUCUUGGGGCUUUCACUGCCUAGAGGCAUGGAUUUUCAGAUCUGGAGUUUGGAUGUCAGUCCAAAAUGCUUGUACCUCCUGAUGGGUCAGGUAAAGAGUCAGGCAAAAGACACGAGCCGCAUAACUGUGUCAGGCAAAAUAUACCCUGGGUUUGAUGCUACACAGACCUCUACUCAUUUGGACGAAAAGGACUGAUAUUUGAGAUAUUCUCAUCCUAAUUCUACUGAAUUGAUCUCAGGCUGACAAAUAUAACUUUGUGCCUCUGCAUUUAUCUCUUCUGAGACAUCUCUAAGUGCUAAGCACUGGUAAGUUACAGAACUCUCUCAAUAAUUAGCAACAACUACAACAUAGAUAAACCUUUUGUGAAACGUGUUUUAUACAAUAAGAGGGCUUGCAACCACAACAAAAAAGCAUUUUUGUAUAUCUCAUAUUGGUUCCUUUGCUUAGUUAGCUGGUUUCUUUCAUUAGGGGCUACUCUUGACCUGCUGUUUUCUACACUUCACCUAUUUACCAGCAUCACUUGCAACUUGUAUUCUAAACAAGUUCAUUAUAUUGAACAUGUUGGUUGGAAAAAAAAGUCAAUACCAUUUAAGUUGCCAAAUCCAUUACCUUUAUGCAGGUGAAUAAUGAACUGAAUAAAUAGUGCGUUUUCUUUUGGGAAGGUCUGUUUAAUUCAAAACUCCCUAGAAAGAUGUUUGAAAACAACAUACAUAAACAUAUCAAUGUGAUGCAUAUGUUCUAUGUACAUUAAGUAUUCAUGAAGCAACUGUGUGCUUUAUUUUAAACUGAGGUUGAUAGAUGACUGUGUCAAUACUCGUGUCCAGGUUAUUUAAAAGUUAAGUAAAACUUGAAUUUUUAGGGCAUGCCAUGGUUGCCUGUGUGUGUUAUUUACGUUACACAAAGGCACAAAGCCUUCGGAAACACAGAUUCAUUUGACACCACCAUCUGGUAAAAACAGAUGUAGUACUGAUUAAAAUCCACUUGAGGAUACCGUUACUUCAGAUUAAGUAUUUGUCCUCAUAGCAGGAAUUUGUCAGCCCAAGUUUUAUAUUUCCAGUGUAUAUCCACACUACUGUUUCCUUACCAAAAAAUCAGAGAAAAGCAACAGCAGAGUAAGCUGUCAAACCAAACACACAGACACCCUCUCCUUAAUGUGCCUGUUUUCUCCCUCUAUUUGUCUCCUGAGUAAGAGUUGUGGUGGGUUGGCCUCGGCUGGACACCAGGUGCCUGUGAAGCUGCUCUAUCACUUCCCCUCCUUAGCAGGAUGGGGGAGGGGAGAGAAAAUCAGAUGUAAA